AUGGUGUUUUAUUGCAGGUGUAAGACUAUAACCCAUGGUGUUUUAUUGCAGGUGUAAGACUAUAACCCAUGGUGUUUUAUUGCAGGUGUAAGACUAUAACCCAUGGUGUUUUAUUGCAGGUGUAAUACUAUAACCUAUGGUGUUUUAUUGCAGGUGUAAGACUAUAACCCAUGGUGUUUUAUUGCAGGUGUAAGACUAUAACCCAUGGUGUUUUAUUGCAGGUGUAAGAUUUGUGAAAAAAGUUUUGCCCAAUCAGGAAUCCUUCAGACACAUAUGGCAAUGCAUCUCGACCAGAAAGACUUCCUAUGUGAGCACUGUGGGAAGUCUUUUAGGCAGAAAUCUCAGUUGAGGAUACACAUGCUGAGACAUGAUGGUGUUCGCAACUACCUCUGCCUGUCUUGUCCAGCAAGAUUUCUCACUAAAGGAGACUUGGAAAGACAUAACCGAGUUCACACAGGAGAACGUCCAUAUGUCUGCACGCUUUGUGGAAAAACUAUGACACGUCAGCAACAUCUUAACGAACACAUGAAUCGACAUUAUGGCUUAAGACCAUACGAAUGUAAUUAUUGUGGAAAAAAGUUUGCAGAGAUGUCAGGAUGCUACAAGCAUAUCAAGACACAUGAACGAACACAAGCACAGCAAGAUAAAAUGAAUGAGGUACAGCAGUACAGUAAUACUCAGGAACAAACAGAAUUUGUCUCGCUGCACAAUCAAAAUGAAUCUCAGUCUCACCCUUUACGGUUGGAGGGAGUUGUCGUAAGUCAGGCGGAUUUUGGACCACCCGAUGUGACCGUAUUCGUUCACUCGGGGGAUCAACCACUGGAGCUGGGUAGCGAAAUGACUGUCGUAGAACAAGAGUCUAAAGAUGGCUCAUCGGCAGUCAUUCCUUCUUCUAAUGAUGACAGCAUCACAACAGCUUUGGCGGAACACAUAACAGACUUUGCUGCCAUCAACCUCCUUGCUAAUGCCUCAAGUUUUCAACAAACAUUUUGACUGAGUAUUGCUUGUAUAAAUUUUGUAUUAACAGAUUCCAUGUAUAAACUAAAAACUAUAUACUUCUGAAAUCACUGUAUAGCUGUGUGUGUGUAUAUAUAUAUAUAUAAUAAACUCAUUUUAGUAAAAAAUUAAUAGAAUCUUAAUGCAGGAAUUGGCUUUGCAAGGCACUCAUCAAUUUACCCCUGGUGGCUCAGCGGUAAGUGUGGGGUCUUAUAAC
Messenger RNA from Limulus polyphemus (Atlantic horseshoe crab), 1213 nucleotides. Its product is annotated as gastrula zinc finger protein XlCGF49.1-like. The coding region runs from base 205 to 993 and encodes 262 amino acids. Gene Ontology annotation, cellular component: nucleus. Lineage: Eukaryota; Metazoa; Arthropoda; Merostomata; Xiphosura; Limulidae. The transcript is spliced from 4 exons. The record is from RefSeq and is a predicted model, not a curated record. Gene Ontology annotation, molecular function: DNA-binding transcription factor activity, RNA polymerase II-specific; RNA polymerase II cis-regulatory region sequence-specific DNA binding. Gene Ontology annotation, biological process: regulation of transcription by RNA polymerase II.